This is a messenger RNA of Pungitius pungitius (ninespine stickleback), 2599 nucleotides long. RefSeq names its product synaptosome associated protein 91b (gene snap91b). Gene Ontology annotation, biological process: synaptic vesicle budding from presynaptic endocytic zone membrane; clathrin coat assembly; clathrin-dependent endocytosis. Lineage: Eukaryota; Metazoa; Chordata; Actinopteri; Perciformes; Gasterosteidae. Gene Ontology annotation, molecular function: phosphatidylinositol-4,5-bisphosphate binding; SNARE binding; clathrin heavy chain binding. Bases 779 to 2587 code for a protein of 602 amino acids. The record is from RefSeq and is a predicted model, not a curated record. Gene Ontology annotation, cellular component: clathrin-coated pit; synaptic vesicle; clathrin-coated vesicle. The transcript has 22 exons.
GAGAGACGUGGGAUUCGACGUGUGUCCUCCAACCCUGUCCAACAAGCUGCUGGUGGAGUUACGUCUAGGUGGAUGUAUAGAUAGGCCAAAAACAUCAACGAACGACCGGGGGUGAGAAAAAAGGAAAUUCCCUUCUUUCGUUUCCUCUUCACGAACAUCUCGCACUGCGCAGUGUUGUGCGCAUUUUCUGUCGUUCUCACAGUGGCAUUUCUGAGCCAAACCGGAAAGAAACAGCGCAAUCUGAAAACCAAAGAGAAAAGACCGGUCCUUCUCUUAUUUUGAAAGCUCUUUUUCAAUGCGGUGACAAGGGAGGAAAGAAAAUCAAACCUUGAUGCCCCCCCCCCUCUCCAAACGGGAUAUUUGACCGACCUACGGAGUGUUGAUACCGUAAUUUCCCAAUAAUAUUUUUUUGGACCCUCCGAGCAGCCUCGCUCGCUCCGCGUUUUCUAUUGGCCUAUUUUUUUUUUUGUAUUAUUCCUGCGGGUUGAGAAAAUAGCUUUCAUUGCCACUAGAGUGUUACGUAACCGAGUGGCAUUAGCUGUCCAAGGUGCUGAACUGCACGGUCGGAGCCUACACCGGGACGAGCCGAGGGGGGAUUCACAACCUUGCAAGGUCACAGGCCUGCAGCUGAACGGGGAAAAGAGGGACGCACGGGAUUCGAUCGCCGAGCCACCGGGAAGCCGCCGGGUUACGUUCUGAUCAUUUUUUCUUCCUCUUCUUUUCCAAUCGUCCCCGGGUGACAUACGUUCUCGAGGUGGUCGCUUCGACGGGAGAGAAAAUGUCGGGGCAAACGCUCACGGAUCGCAUCGCCGCUGCGCAAUACCAGCUAACGGGAUCGGAUAUGGCCCGGGCUGUCUGCAAAGCCACCACUCACGAAGUGAUGGCGCCCAAGAAAAAGCACCUGGAGUACUUGGUGUCGGCGACCAACACCACCAACGUGAACAUCCCUCAGAUGGCCGACACGCUGUUUGAGCGAGCCACCAAUGCCAGCUGGGUGGUCGUCUUCAAGGCCCUCGUCACCAGUCACCACAUGUGUAUCUACGGAAAUGAGAGGUUCAUUCAGUACUUGGCCUCCAGGACAUCCCUGUUUAACCUGAGCAACUUUAUCGACAAAACCGGCUCUCACGGCUAUGACAUGUCUACAUUCAUCAGACGGUACGGACGAUACCUGAACGAGAAAGCCUUCGCCUACCGCCAGAUGGCUUUUGACUUCACCAGAGUCAAGAAAGGUGCCGAGGGUGUGAUGAGGACCAUGACCACCGAGAAGCUGUUGAAAGGCAUGCCUGUUCUGCAGACGCAGAUUGACACGCUCCUGGAGUUUGAUGUUCAUCCCAAGGAGCUUAACAACGGGAUCAUCAACGCUUCCUUCCUGCUGCUCUUCAAGGACCUGGUCAAACUGUUUGCGUCCUACAACGACGGAGUCAUCAACCUAUUAGAGAAAUACUUCAAGAUGAAGAAGAGUGACUGCAAGGAGGCCCUGGAGAUCUACAAGAGGUUCCUGACCAGGGUGACAAAGAUUGGGGAAUUCGUGAAGCUGGCCGAGACAAUCGGAGUCGAGAAAAACGACAUUCCCGACAUCAACUACGCCCCCAGCAGUAUACUGGAAAGUCUGGAAACACACAUGAACGGUUUGGAAGAUGUAAAGGGUGGAAAGAAGGGGUCUCCAACCAAGGGGUCUCCGACGAACAACGUGUCCCCGACAUCCACUCCAGCCAAAUCUUCAAACGCCGUUCCAGCGCUGCAGCCGCCUCCCGGGGAGAACGCCGCCGCCGCCGCUGCUGCCGCCGCCGAGCCGGCUGAGGAUUCCUUGUUGGACCUGGAUCCUCUGUCCUCCUCGGGUCCCUCGGGACAAUCAGCUGCCCCCACGUCUUGGGGAGACCUUCUUGGUUCAGAAAUGGGCGAUUCCUUGGUAACUGAACCCACCCUCGCGGCAGAGCCCGCCCCCUCCUCUGCAGCAGCCACGCCCACUCUUGCAGCGGCAGAACCCGGAGCCUCUCUAGCUCCUCCCACUAGCGCAGCAGCUGCCUCCUCCCCUGCCGCCGCCAAUACGGAUCUGUUGGGAGAUGCCUUUUCAACACCCGUCCCCUCCGCCGAGGCCUCUGCAGCGGCCGCCGAGGGCGGGGCCGCCGCCGCCGCCGCCACGUCUGCCCCCAACGCCGGAGCUGAGUCCACAGGAGGAGAUGCCACAGCCGCCGCCCCCGCUGCCCCCGGCGCUGAGCUCAUGUCAGUAUUUGAUGGACUAGGGGACGUAAUGAAGCCCACUAUGACCCCUCAGGCGGGGGAUGUUGACACCUCCAUGGCCAACAUGGCAAGUAAUCUCUCCAUGGGAAACCCAGCGGCACCUCAGGUAGCUCCCCCCUGUUGGGGUGCUCCCAUGACCGUACCCAUGGGUGUUCCUCCUUUUAUGGGGACUUACCCCAGCUUCAGCAUGGCCGGAGGUCCCAUGAUGCCGAUGGCGAGGCAAAGCUUCCCUGCCACCGGGGCAACUCCUGGAGCGCCGAUGUCUCCCGGAGCGGCCCAGAGCCCCAGAAAGCCCCCACCGCCGAGGAACGCUCUGGACGACCUCAACAUUAAGGACUUCAUGUAGACAAACUGGCCU